UUAUACUGGGUACGCUCUCUGGAGGCGAGGUGAUAGACAAAGGAGUUGAAGGAGGCGAUUUGGACGAGGCCGAGCAAAACUUAGUAAGAGUGGAAGCUGAAGACCCAGAUCUUGUGGGAUCUGUCCUUGACAUAGAUUUAGGCGAAACAAAUAAAUUCCGAAAGAUGAAAUCAGCGCUCCCAGUUAUCAGCACAGAAGAGUCACAAUCUUUCUUUUUUUCCGCACUCAUGAUCGUUGUAUCGGAAAUAGGCGAUAAGACAUUCUUCAUUGCCGCAAUAAUGGCAAUGAAAAAUCCUCGUUUUUUAGUUUUUUCUGCCGCUUUUGCUGCUCUUAUACUCAUGUCAGUACUUUCGGCGGCUCUAGGUUAUGCAGUACCGAAUUUAAUCCCUAAAAUCUACACAAAUUACCUUGCCGCCCUGUUAUUCCUAUUUUUCGGCAUAAAGAUGGGAUUUGAAGGGUGGCAAAUGACAGAAGAAGAAGCAACUCAAGAAUUGGAAGAGGUCUCUGCUGAGUUAAAGGAAAAAGAAGAAGCUGGACUAAUAGAGGCAGCUGAAGCUGGCGGUGCAUCAAAUGAGCCACUUCAAGAGACUUUUAAAGAGGGAUUGAUUAAUCUGUGCCAAUUCAUAUUCUCACCUGUAUUCGUUCAGACGUUUGUGCUCUCAUUCUUUGCAGAGUGGGGCGAUCGAUCACAAAUUGCGACGAUCGCUUUAGCUGCUUCUCAGGUACCAGAAGACUAUUUAAAUUUUCCCUUGUUCUACCCUUAUUCAAGCCGUUAA
This is a messenger RNA of Acaulospora colombiana, 776 nucleotides long. NCBI's taxonomy places the organism in Eukaryota, Fungi, Glomeromycota, Glomeromycetes, Diversisporales, Acaulosporaceae. The record is from the annotation of a GenBank genome assembly.